This is a messenger RNA of Amoebophrya sp. A120, 1541 nucleotides long. NCBI's taxonomy places the organism in Eukaryota, Dinophyceae, Syndiniales, Amoebophryaceae. The record is from the annotation of a GenBank genome assembly.
CUGCAGUGAGUAGUGCGCAAAAACAAUCGAAGAUCUUGCUGGCACGAAAUAGUGCAGAUCUUGGAAAUGAUGAAAUCUUUUUUCAUUGGUACAAAUGAUAUGCAGUAGGGUCAUCAAGAUUCAAAGAUCAUCAAGAACAAACCCGGCAGGUGGACAUGUUUUGUUCUGCAGCUGAAAAUACCCUCUUGCUCUUCUCGAACGCAGAUAUUCUUUUCCUUUUUAGCGCAGUGAUUGAUAGUAUUAAAGGGGAGUGAGACCACGCGCACAGUUCCUCUUUCGCUUUCAGCUAGAAGUCCUUUUCCUGUACCUCAAAAGAGUUUAGGUAGCGAUUGUCGAAUCUUCGGCACUUUUUACUUUGUAUUCGAACCGAUUUUCGACGACACACGCAAAACAACGGUGGUGAAAUAAAGUUUCAGCAAUAUACUUCUGAAAGAACCGAAAUCUUAAACCAUCAUGGGCAAAAGCGCGAAGUUUAUGCGAGUGGCUUCACACGAGAAGCAGAAGCGCGUUUUGAAGAACAAGGACUGGCGAGACAACGGGCUGAAACAGGCCAGAAUAGACGCGAAGAGGGAAAAACGGAGCAAGGCCGCACUGGUUUUCGGAACUGAAAGGAGGACAGAGAAGGGAGAAUCUGGAAUAAGUAGUACGAAGGCAAUUAGGGCGGACCCGACGGCCGCUCAAGGCACACCAGGAGGUACGUAGUUGUCACUUUCUGGAUAGAAGUUCUCUACGAUAAUCUUCUUAGAAGAGAGUUUAAAAGUUGAGUUCCAAGAAGAGCAUCAUCAAAACCAGAAGAUAUGGUGCUGUUGUUUGUCAUUGUCAUACUCCUAGCUUCGCACAUCACAAAGACACUGACUACAAUCUUGUUACAACAGGGCUUCCCUUCGGGUCUGAUAUGAUGGCGAAAAUGCGGGCAAACGUAGCAGAGCAAGCUGUAGCGAAGGACGGGAACAACAAACCGCAUCAAAGUGGGGCCAACAUUAUGACGGGACAAAAGCCGAAGUCGAAGAAAGUGAAAAUGGGGAAAAUCAAACUACGACAGGCGGCAUAAAUAUCCUAGAUGCAGCUCGAAGAUCAUGAGCAUGCGGGACACAUCAUAAACGACAAAUUUUUCCGCCUGACAAGAAUUGCACGAAGUCAAGAGCAGCACACUGUAACUGUUUCAAGCAGCUGUCAGAAAUAAUUCAGUAGGCGCAAUAGCGAAGCAUAAGCAGAUAAUGACUCUGACAUCUUGUGGCCAUGUGUGCAGUGUCUCGGGACGGCUCUACUACUGCAUAGGUCUAAGCAGAUGUGCCCCAGUAUGCUGCCGAUGUUGUUCCCAUGAAUUGCCGCCCUUCAUCAUGAUCAUCAUCAUGUGAUUUAUUUCGGAAGUAGGUUCGUCAACUGUCUCUGUCUCCCAGCGGUUUUUUUGCCUGAGAAAGGAGUUAUAACUAGACAUCCAUCGUGUACUAGUAAACCAGAAAGUGAAACGUCGACAUUGCAAGUUUGUACUGAGAAUUGCCGAAAACCGUAAGGAAGAACUUCGUACACCAUCCGACGAC